AUGGUGCAGGUGCAAUGGCAACGCAACGAUCAACUACUGUUUCGCGCCCAAGUCGAUGGCACAAGGCGAGCGCAGCAGCGACGGGCGGAGCUGCAGGGCCGGGAACCUCCCUUACCGCCGGGCCACGGGGUCAUGGCUCCCGCUGCACAAUACUUCGAUAUUCCCCUAGUCGAGGAUGACGAUUUCUACUUUCUCGGUCAUCCUGGCGAUGUCGCCCCCUUCUGGGCCACCCCGAGGCCGGCGUAUUUCGAUGGUUUUGAGGCUGCAUGUCGGGAAGGACAGGUAGCAAGGCUGCAGCAUCUCACCUCUCAAUACUAUCUGACCCCUGCCGUGCUUCACCACGGCCUGACCCUAGCUCUCGCGGCCGGUAGCGUCGAUGCUGCGGGCAAAUUGCUCUCCUGCGGUGCGCCGAUCGCUAAAUUUACACCUGAGAAUAUCCUGUCUGCGCCGCAAGACAAACAGAUCGCCCUGUUCGACCUACUCGCCACGCAAGGCUGGACCCCGUCGUUCCAUCUCUUCAUGCGGACAUUCCCCAACACCGAUCUACUACGAUGGUUCCUGGCGCAUGGCAUCGAUCCCAACUAUGGCAUUAAACGAGACCGCCCCGGCCGCGCAGGAGGACCGAGCUAUGAGUGCGCAGACGCCCUAGAGGCUGCGGCAUCAAAGGGCAGUGCUGACGGCGUCGAGAUCUUAAUUGCGGCUGGGGCAAAGAUUGCUUACGGGGUGCCAUUGCAUCGCGCGGCGGGCGCCACUCCUCCUGAAUUCGACUUUAAUAGAAUGCACGCAUCCCAACCCAAGGACUUCGACGCCAGCCGCAUUGCCGCCAUGGAGGCACUCGUGAAACAUGGCGCGGACGUGAAUCAGAAAGAAGACACGCCUUAUGUGAGUCCGCUAUACCCAAUCCAAUACGCCGUCUCGGUCGGGGCGAUCCAGCGAGCACGUUGGCUGCUCGAUCACGGCGCAGAUCCAGAACUGAAAGGGCCAUACGGCAGUGCGGUGGACUAUGCGUUGAAGAUGGGAACAGAUGCGAUGAAGGAUCUGUUCCAGCCGUGGGCUCGCCCUCCAAGCCCUACAGUUCUAGCGUUACAGACUUGA
Messenger RNA from Neohortaea acidophila, 1095 nucleotides. RefSeq lists its product as uncharacterized. The record is from RefSeq and is a predicted model, not a curated record. The transcript has a single exon. Gene Ontology annotation, molecular function: protein binding. The coding region runs from base 1 to 1095 and encodes 364 amino acids. Gene Ontology annotation, cellular component: cytoplasm; nucleus. NCBI's taxonomy places the organism in Eukaryota, Fungi, Ascomycota, Dothideomycetes, Mycosphaerellales, Teratosphaeriaceae.